Acanthoscelides obtectus is the source of this 3726-nucleotide messenger RNA. NCBI's taxonomy places the organism in Eukaryota, Metazoa, Arthropoda, Insecta, Coleoptera, Chrysomelidae. The record is from the annotation of a GenBank genome assembly.
CCAUCCACAGGUAAAGGCGUGGUGAUCGGAAUAAAAAUAAUAGCAAGGUUGCAUAGCGGUAUAAAAUAAAAGAUAAAUGACAUUACACUAUAUGUGCGCUUGCUGGUUACAGAUUGCAGAUUUAUCCGGCGAUGAAGCUUACGGUAAUUACGUAAUUUUAAGUAUAUAAUUUAAGUUUUGCUUCCACUUUAUACCUUCAGAUCACUGGAAUACAGUACACAGUGUACAGUUGCAUAGAAGUUUAAAGAAUGCUCACUCAAUGUUGUCAAUUUAGAUAUACAUAUUAUCGUGGCCGCAGUUAUUGAUACAAAACAGAGACGGAAAAUCCAGUCAACUAAAUGUGAAAAACAAGCCGUUUGAGAUAAAUUUCAUUUCUGACGCCCAUCCAGAAGGUAUUCCGGUUGCUAAUAUUUUGAGUUUAAAAGAAAGUUUUGACCAUUAUGAAAUUGAAUAUAAUCCCUUUCCAUCUUUCAGUUUGAUAGAGUAUUAUAUUGCAACUUGAAAAGUGGUGUGUCAUGGUAAACAAUGCCGCAUCAUUUUUUUAUUUUGGAGCGGUGACAGAAGACGUAAAAACAAAAAACGAACAUUUCAAUUAACUAUGUUUUUUUUGACAGCUCGAUCAUUUUUGGAGCUGAUACUUAGAAAAAGUGUUUUUACGUGUUUCUGACUUUGAACCUAUUUUAGAGCAAAGAACUAUAGAGCGCGGUGGUUUUAGCCGUACUGUUGCGAAGCCUAUAUAGGCAAUAUCUUUCGACGUAGUUAUAAUUGUUGGCUUUGUAAGUGUCCAUCGAAAGUUGAAGUACCUUACUAGUGGUUCUUGGUGGUGGGGCCAGAUCCUGCGCAUAUGACAUGCACAUGACUUCCCCCCAUUUAGAUACCGCAUAAGGUCACCUCCCUUCUUUAUUAUAUUGCUUUGUCCUUAUUACUGUAGGUUCUUUUCUUCACUUUCUUAAAUCUCGUUCGUUUCAAAUCCGCUCCUCAGUCAUGUUAAAACUUCAACUAAUAGCCUUACUUGGCUACGUCGUUCAUAUUAACACUUCCGUGCUGCAAUACGAAGCAAUUUUAGUGCACCCAGGAAUAAUUGGAGGAAUAUUCAAGGGGCCAAACUCCGAAACCAUCAUUCAAGGUCCAGAUGGCAGCGCUAUUACAGCUGAACAAAUUGGCGGUGGCGUGGAAAUUCCAGAUAUACCUCCGUCGGCAGCUCUUAUACCUGACACAGCUGUAAAUCUCAUCCCAGACAGCUCAACAGCAAGACCAGAUAUUCUAGUAACAUCAACCCUUUCUCCUGCAUCAAUUGAAGAAGCACAUAUAUCAUCUACAGCACCUGCACUUGGUUCUUCUAGAGUAGUCAGUGACAGAACCAUUCUUAUUUCUAACAAGCUGGUACCCAUAUCGUCCAGUGGGAUUGAAAUAUUUACACUGUCUCCUUCUGUCGUGUCUACUACAACAUCACCUCAAGAAAGUUUUCAACCUAUAAUUUUACCCUCGGACUUUGGACAAGAUUCUUUACAAUAUAGACCAGACUUCACUGCCUCAGCACCUGCAAAGGUACUUCUACCUCCAUCAAGUCCUGCGUCACCUUCCGUUGCACCUUCCAAUGCCUACCAAAGCCCAGUGAUCACAAAGCAAGCAGUCCAUCAGAAACCAGUUCCAACAAACUAUAUUGUAACAACUCCAAGACAACCAGUAUUGGUAUCUACACCUGGAGACCUAAAUCUAUCUACAGGCUAUACAAGCAAUGUACGAGGUGGAUCAUCACCGACUGUACCUACCAUACAACCUUAUAAUGAAGAGAGUCUAUUAGGUGUCCAGCGCGAUAGCGCUAGCACGAAUUCUAUUGUUCAGCCAGAAGCUUCUAUUGGUGUGCUUCAGCAACAAGUCACAACAACAUUGCCUCCAGUAAAUUUGGUACCUGACAAUGAAGGCGCUCAUAAAUCAAAUAUCCAAAGAAUUUGGCCCUCUAGACCUUCAUCGCCUGGAUCUGCAUCCGGUGUGAACGACGCCAGGCAAGUUUCUCGGGCAAAUCCUUAUCUGCCUUCUUCAAUAAAUUCUGUCCCAGUACAACCAGAUCUGCAAGCUGUCCAGACCAUCAAGGAUAUCUCUCAAAACUAUAGGCAAAAUAUGUUCAGUGUAGGGAAUAGACAGAAUUCAAUAUCUAGUUCAGAACCUCCUAGGAUUGUAUCAUCAACAAUUACACCUACAGGCAAAUUGAACUGGAUAUCCAACGAGGCAGAAAAAAGUCAGGUCCUAAUUUCUGCCCAGCAGAAUUCCAAUGUCAAUAGUGAUCUAGUAGGUCAAACAGUUUUCAUUUCUUCAGCUAACGGCGAUAUCCGACAACUGGAUAGGGAACAAAAUACACACAAAAACCCCUCAGUAGGGCCUACUAUUAGACCAGACCUGAAAAUAGAGCCACUCAAUAAACAACUGUCUCCAAAUCUCUCAAAUAUUCCUAUAAGAGACACAAUUUCCCCAGAAAUUACAGUACCAAGAGCACCUGGGAUAGUUUCGUCAACAGCGUCACCUACUAUUGGAAGCAAACAACAAACAGUUCAACUCUCUCAACUUCCAAACAACAAAGGAGUUAUUGCUACAUACAACGUAGGACCAAACCAGCAGCCUCAACAGAUCUUGCUGGAACCACUUCCCGAUGGAGCUAUCGAGCUUGGGGCUACAAUAUCAUCACAAACCACUGUAACGGGCCUAGCAGAUGUACCACUUAACCCAGCUGAACAGCAGGUACCUAAUCAAGACCGGUACAAUCGCUUAGGGGAUGUAAGCCCUAAGAUAGCUGGACAGCCAGUACCUAACCUCAACCAGUACCAAGUGUACCAGAUUCAGGGUGAAGAUAGUGCUCUGUUGAGUAGUACAAACCCUGUGGCUCCUCUUCCCAGUCAAAACAAGCCAGGAUCUGUACCGAUAGAUUCGAAACCUCUAACUUUUGAUAUUGUUCCACAAAAUGGAGUAGUGCUUCCGGCUAAGAAUUUUGACGACUCAGCCACAUCUGUUCUAUGGAAUAGCUGCCGAAACACCAGUAAAAUUCCUGCUUCCUUCAAAUGUUGUUUUAAGUAUUAACAUACAUGUUAUUAAGUACUUAAUGAAUAUUUCACUUGAAUAAUUAUAGGAAAAGUAUAUUACAGUUUUGAUUUUUCAAUAAAUUGUAGUUCCAUCUAUGUCAAAAAAUAGUGUAAUAAAAGCAGUGUCAAUCAAAAAAUUAACGUAAUUUCAACGACCUUUUGUAACAUGUGAAAGUGCCAAUGCUACUAAAUACUAUUCAGUUACUAGACAAGUCUUUUUCCGAUUGCAUUAUUUCUAUAACUAUUAUUUUAUUUCAUUUAAUAAUUCCACGCGCCGGUCAUAUCAUUAGUUAUAGACAAUCAGAGCAUUGCAUAGAAAAACUGCUACAGUACUGGUUUCGCUCGACUUUUCCAAAGCUUUUGAAACCAUUGAUCAUGGAUUGCUUUGUCCCCAAUAUCAUGGCCUCGAUGGCAUAUAUUUGAAUUUUUUCAAGUUAUACCUAUCAGACCGUUUUCAAAAAGACAAAAUUGGGAGUGAUAUCUGAAAGUAAGCAAAUUCUUGCAGGAGUUCUGGGGCCUCUACUUUUCAUGAUUUAAAUUGCCGAUUUUCAGAUCGCUUUGUAACGAUGUUGAAUAGCUGCAUAGCCGCUUAUGCAGAUGAUAUCCAGUUGAUCAAACUCUUUGAACCGGAAAUUUUAUCAACUGAAAAAAA